CUGCUGGUUGGACGGAACAGCAGAAAAAACCAACUCACAGACGGACAAGUUCACACCGUGUAUUUAAAAAACCGGCGGGAUAAUACAAACAAAUAUUUUUCUUUAUCAAUUACACCAGCACCAGCUCUCAGAGUAAACAAACAAAAAUUCUAUUCCUAGAAUUACUAAUUAAUCCAAAAAAUAUUGCCUCCAAUUAGAACGGAAUCAGAAAAGUUUUUGGCUUUCGAGAAAAAAAAAUUAAAAAUACAACUAGACGAAAUAUAUAUUCUGCUUUGUGAAAACAAGAACCUCAGAAGUUUUGAGAACAAAUAAACUUUUUAUGUGUGGCAAAAGUUUUUAAAUUUACCUGGCAAUUCCUCUUUGUUUACAUCAUUACGAAUUGCGGGGAAAAAAUUGUUGGCCGAUAAUGAACUCAAAACACCUAGCAACUACAGACAUGGAUAUGGAUUAUAUGUCCAACACGAGUGGCAAUAUAUCAGCCACCACAGUAGCGGCAUUCACCACAACUCUAGGUGAUUCUAAUUCCACGGAUAGUAAUUCAAGUGGUUAUUCAACUGAGAUGGACACGGAGGAAGUAUCUGGAGAGGAUGAGGAGAUGCUGAGAAUAGCGUUCUUUAUAGGGGAUUUUGUACAUCAGUACUAUAUCCCGGUACUCUGCUGCACGGGCAGCAUUGGGAAUAUCCUGUCGGUGGUUGUUUUCUUCAAGACCAAGUUGCGGAAACUAUCCUCCAGCUUCUACCUGGCUGCAUUGGCCGUCAGCGACACCUGCUUUCUGGCCGGACUCUUCGCCCAGUGGCUGAACUUCCUCAACGUGAACAUCUACAACAGGAACUACUUCUGCCAGUUUUUCACCUUCUUCAGCUACUUGGCCAGCUUCUGCUCCGUUUGGUUUGUGGUCGCCUUCACCGUGGAGCGCUUCAUCGCCGUAAUCUAUCCGCUGAAGCGCCAGACCAUGUGCACCGUUCGCCGGGCAAAGAUCGUGCUCUCUUGCCUCACCUUCGUGGGAUGCCUGCACUGUCUGCCCUAUAUAGUGAUUGCCAAGCCGGUAUUUGUGCAUAAACUGAACGCCACCAUCUGCGAUCUCAACUCGGAAUAUAAAGAACAACUGGCCCUCUUCAACUACUGGGACACCAUUAUUGUCUAUGCGGUGCCGUUCACCACCAUUGCUGUGCUGAACACCUGUACAGGUUGCACGGUGUGGAAAUUCGCAACCGUUCGCCGAACACUAACCAUGCACAAGAUGAAACCACAAACGAACAGCUUGCCAUCGAACUCGUCAAACUCAUCCGGAGCAGCAUCUGCAGUGGCGUCGUACCGCAUUUCGACUUCGCUGAAGCGUCAGAAGUCGACGGGAGCGCAACCAGGCGGACAAAACAAUGUUGCCUUGGGGCAAACGGAUGAGCAGGAACAACAGCAGCCACAACAACAUCAAAUAAACAAUUGCCAGCACCACUGUGAGAUUACACAGAAACCAGCUCGUCGCAAGGUACAAAACUCAUCACAGAUCAAGGUAACCAAAAUGCUGCUCAUUGUCUCAACGGUUUUUGUCUGCUUGAACUUACCCAGCUGCCUGCUGCGCAUCGAGGCCUAUUGGGAGACGGAGUCCGCCAGAAACGAGAAUUCAACAAUUGCCCUGCAAUAUAUUUUUCACGCUUUUUUCAUCACCAAUUUCGGGAUAAACUUCGUGCUUUAUUGCGUCAGCGGACAGAAUUUCCGCAAAGCCGUAUUGAGCAUUUUCCGGAGGGUUUCAUCCGCUCAACGGGAGGCGGGAAACACCCAAGUGACAGUUUCAGAAUAUUGUCGUAAUACUGGCACCUCCACACGCCGUCGUAUGAUGACGCAGCAUUGUUGGAACGAAAUGCACGAGUUGCAUCCACUCAAAUAAAUAGCAGAGCUUACACAGAAAUUAACUUAGAGGCUUCAAAGGCCACCGGAAGAUUGCGAAAUACGCAGCGGGAUAAGCAGGAAUUUCGUUUUUAAUUAGAUAUCAGAAAACGUUAAAAAAUAAGAGGACGAAGAAAGUAAAAAUUACAAAAUUAAGUAUACAAAGUGAAGAAACAAAAGCGAAAGAUUUGUUUGUGAUGUUUGUCAAGGCCAAGCAAAAUGAAAAUAAAAACAGAAAUCAAAAUUAAGAAUGUAUACACCGCAUUACAUGAAUUUAAGUGUUUAAAUAAUCAUGUAGUAAUAAAAUUAUUAGUUGCUGUUUUGCUUCACGUCUAUUAAUAAAGCCUAGUCCAAUUUAUAUCCGCACGCUAAUUUAAUUAAAUGCUAACCACAAAUACAAAUUGAAAACGUCAAACGUAAAACCCAAUAGAUUAGAUUAAUUCAAAUGUACUCUUGUCUAACCAACCAACGCUAAAAUGUACGUACACAAGUAAUAAAUGUUAAUUUCGUUCAA
Molecule: messenger RNA, 2398 nt
Organism: Drosophila elegans
Lineage: Eukaryota; Metazoa; Arthropoda; Insecta; Diptera; Drosophilidae
Gene: CNMaR
Product: galanin-like G-protein coupled receptor npr-9
Exons: 8
Coding region: 407-1885 (492 amino acids)
Biological process (GO): G protein-coupled receptor signaling pathway
Cellular component (GO): plasma membrane
Molecular function (GO): G protein-coupled receptor activity
Source: RefSeq, a predicted model, not a curated record